Messenger RNA from Eriocheir sinensis (Chinese mitten crab), 2754 nucleotides. Its product is annotated as aminomethyltransferase, mitochondrial-like. Bases 186 to 1499 code for a protein of 437 amino acids. Gene Ontology annotation, molecular function: protein binding; aminomethyltransferase activity. Gene Ontology annotation, biological process: glycine catabolic process. The record is from RefSeq and is a predicted model, not a curated record. Lineage: Eukaryota; Metazoa; Arthropoda; Malacostraca; Decapoda; Varunidae. Gene Ontology annotation, cellular component: mitochondrion. The transcript has 6 exons.
AAUAUAAGAUUGUACGGCGGAGACAUCCACUUCCCUGAACAUGCUUGCCUCAUUUCCAAGAACCUGAUCUAGCAUAAAAAUCAGUUUUAAAGGAAUUCACCACCUCUUUGGUGAAGUGGUUAGCACACCUAGCUAUAACCCCUUAAUGAUGACGAUGCCGCUGCCGUCAUAUAAUUCUUGGAGAUAUGGGCAACGAGCAUGAUGCCUGCCCUGGAGAGCGAGAAGCUAUCUGGAAUUUGAAGGAUAGCUCACUUGUCACUGUUGUGCCAACCUGUGAGUGCUGCAAGAUGUUGAGGCUGGGGCGGGCUGUUCAGGGGGCAGUGAAGUGUGUGGCUAGUGUGGUGGCCCCAGCAAGGCAGGCCAGCAGCUCAGCGGGGGACAGCCUCAAGCAUACCGUGCUUUAUGACUUCCACGUUGCUCAUGGAGGCAAGAUGGUGGGGUUUGCAGGCUAUGCCAUGCCAGUACAGUAUGGGGCAGUAGGCAUCGGAGCAUCUCAUAAGACUGUUCGGAGUACCUGUGGACUCUUUGAUGUCUCCCACAUGCUCCAGUGGCGCCUGUGGGGGGCUGGACGGGUGGACUUCCUGGAAAGACUAGUGGUUGCUGAUGUUGCGGGUCUACCAGAGAACACUGGUACCCUCUCCUUGUUUACCAACCCAGAAGGAGGCAUUGUGGAUGACCUCAUCGUCAGCCGCACCGACCUGAGUUACCUGUAUAUUGUCAGCAACGCUGGCUGCCGGGAGAAAGACUUGGCACACCUGAAGAAAUACCUGGCUGAGUACAAGGCUGAGGGAGGAGAUGUCUACUUGGAGAUUAUUGAAGACCAUGGCUUGAUAGCACUGCAGGGGCCCACCGCUGCUAGCAUACUUGAGCCUCUAGUUGAAGGCAGCCUCGACGACCUUUACUUCAUGCACACGCGACCGAUGCUCGUCGCCGGCACGCCCUGCAGGGUGACCCGUUGUGGCUACACUGGUGAAGAUGGCUUCGAACUCUCCAUUCCUAUCGACAAGGUACAAGAGAUAAGCGAGACUUUGGUGGACCGUGGAGCUGAGCCAGCCGGCCUCGGGGCACGGGACUCCCUCAGGCUGGAGGCUGGCCUCUGCCUUUAUGGUAAUGACAUUGAUGACACCACCACCCCCAUUGAGGCUGGCUUGGCCUGGACCAUCGGCAAGCGGCGAAGACAGACGGCAGACUUCCUUGGGGCAGAGGUCAUUUUAAAACAGCUGAAGGAGAAGCCAUCUCGGCGACGUGUUGGGCUGAAGUGCUCGGGUCCUCCACCCCGCAGCCACUGCCCUGUCCUUGGCCCUGAUGGCUCCAAAGUGGGUGAGGUAACCAGUGGGUGCCCCUCUCCCUCCCUUGGGGUGAAUGUGGCCAUGGCCUAUGUCCCUGCAGCCCUGGCCAAGGCAGGCACAGAACUGUCAGUGGAGGUGCGCAAGAAGGUCAUCCCUGCAACUGUCACCAAGAUGCCGUUUGUGAAGUGCAAUUACUACACCAUGAAAUAACGCCUGCCAAAGGGUGAAGACGUGCUGCCUGGCUGGUGAGGCCGCACCGUCUGAGUGUAAGGGUUGGAGAGAGUGAAAAUCCUGCCAGGUAUGUUUGUUUUUAUGUACAUGAGAGAUCGUUUAAGCAGUUGAAGGGGUGGUCCAGGUGAUGCAGUGGCAGGAGUGUGUGCAAGAAAGAUGAAAAGAAAGGCAAAAUGAAUCCCCAAUCAUUUUGCUGUAGCAGAUUGUACUUAAGAGAAUGUGAGAUAUUUUAGUGUCAUUUUUUCUUGUGUAUGUCAGUGUAUUUGCAAGUGGUGUGCAUCUUAAUGGCCUGUUUGCAUGGAUGGGUGCUUGUGUAUUUACUUUUAUCAUGGUUCUCUUCAUAACCCAGAAAGAAUUACUUGCCAUGCAAUACUACAAAGAACACUGAUCAUGAUGAUGGUGCUGUGUUGACAUCUUUUGCAUUUAGUUGGUCGCUGAAUUUCCUAAGUAUCAGAUAACAAAUACAGAAAUGUGUAAGUAAUAGUGAUCUACUAAUCUAUGCUAACUGUGGACAGGCUGUGAAAGAGUGCGGACGAGGGGACGGAGAGGUAAUAGCUGUCUAGUUGUUAUAAAAGUGAAAAGAAAUGGUACAAACUAUUCUUCUAACAAUAGUUGAUUAAUCAGUGAUGUAUUUAAAUUGACGAGUUAGAAAGUUUAGAUAGACAAGGGUUAGUCAGAAACUAGAAAGGGGAGUUAGAAAAUGUUUUCUUUACUGGAGACUGGUUGGUGUUUACGGGUAAAGGAACAGUUACCAGCAGAACGUGGUUACUGAGCGGUGUGGCAGCAUAUCCUACAUUAUAAGAUAGACCCUUGGAAAAUGUGUGGCUGUUGUCCUUGCUUCUCAAAUAGUGCAUGAUGCCUUGAAAGCCAGUGAUUUUGUUUCUUGAGAAGGUGGGAUAUAGAACACUACAGUGUGAACAGUCAAGAGAAGAUAAUCAAGAUAUAAGUUGAAUUGACUGAUAAACUAUCUGCCAUGAAUGGUGGUGAACCUUAUACGUAUUGUGCAGAGUGAACUGAGCAAACUCUAAAGAACAAAUGUCUGUGAUAUUGAUGAGACAUGAAAAUGGUAGUAAUAACAAAAAACAUAUUGCCAAAUGACAAUAAAGGGAUAUUACGAUUUACCUAGAUAAGAUGAAGUUCACGUCAAGUGUAUUACUUACAUGAUGUGUUAAUGAAGAAGAAUAUCAGUCAUGCAUGGAGGAUUCAAGGGUUGUGAUUAAAGUUGACGAGCAUC